Messenger RNA from Pyrenophora tritici-repentis Pt-1C-BFP, 3516 nucleotides. Its product is annotated as WD40 repeat protein. The record is from RefSeq and is a predicted model, not a curated record. Gene Ontology annotation, biological process: tRNA methylation. Lineage: Eukaryota; Fungi; Ascomycota; Dothideomycetes; Pleosporales; Pleosporaceae. Gene Ontology annotation, molecular function: protein binding. Gene Ontology annotation, cellular component: cytoplasm.
AUGGACUCCCGCCUUGCAUGUGACUCUGACUUGCCAAUGUCACCCACACUGCAUCAUGAGUGCACUCGUGUACCAGUGACGGCGCUGGCUGCCUGCGGCGCAUUGCUGAUUGCUGCAGAAGGUCCCUUUCUACGCUUUUAUCUUGCCAAGGACUCGCGAUAUUUGUCUUCGGUACGCAUCUUCAAAGCGCAAGCAAUACAUGGUAUAUGCGUUCUUGCGCAGGAUCAAGCCCAUGUCUCUAGACUGGUCAUCUGGGGAGGGAAAUUGGUCCGGAGUCUGGACGUUGACCUUGCGGGUGAACAUGGCCAAGAAGGGUUGAACUUGUGUGUAUCAAACAUCGCCAGAGCAUCUGAUUGGAUUCUUGAUCUUGCUCCUCGACCCAAAAGACUGGAAGACGAUAGACAAUAUACUACAGGCACGUGUGUCGCUGUCACUGCCCAUAAUGCAUUACUGCAAGUGACAGUCGAGAGCCAAAACCCCGACACAACUCCUCAAGAAAACGCUAUUCAUGUAACCAUCUCCGACUUGACUUCAAGCUCUCGGUCUAUACUUUACUCAGCCCACUUGUUCUGGGAAGGCUUGAACCGAGUUUUAGUUGCAGCUGGUACAGCGUUUGGUGAGAUCAUAUACUGGUCAUGGUCGGACGAAGACCCGGAUGAGCCUGCAUCUCGUAUCUGUCGUGUCUUUCUUGGUCAUGAAGGGUCAAUCUUUGGCGUCCAGAUCUCAGAAGAGCUCCCAACCGAAUGUUGCCAAAAGCUGAAGCGGGUAGUUGCAAGUUGCAGCGAUGACCGCACUAUAAGAAUCUGGGAUGUAUCUGAUGUAAACACUAAUUCCACGAAACCUGAAUCCGGGCGCGACGAUCUGGAAGCUUUGAGAACCCGUCAUACUGGCUUCAGCAACGAGGCUUUUGAUUCAGAAGAGUUCAACAGCUCAAAUUGUCUGGCCAUUGGUUGGGGCCAUCUCUCCCGGGUCUGGACAGUUCGUUUCCUCGAAGCGUCACCAUGUAAUGGAUCGCUUCUAUUGCAAUCAGCAGGCGAAGACGCCACAGCAAGGACGUGGGAACUCACACAAAAGUCUAAAGACAACCAAAGCUUUCCAUACCAACUGCAAGAACUUGACUGCUCUGCACACCACAGUGGAAAGAAUAUGUGGUCAUCAACCAUUUCCAAUAACUCUACAGGAGUACAUCAGGUCAUUGCUGGUGGUGCUGAUAGUAAGAUCACUGCCACUCCAUUGGGCCGUGCACUGCAAGUGCAGAAAAACACUGGCAAUACAAUCUCCGAGUACACCGUCCACGACAUAUUGUCAUGGACACAGUCUGUUGCUACUGGUUUGGCGAAAGAUAAGACAUUUGACAAUCAUAAGUCUUCCAAGAAAGCAGAAUUCUUUAGAAGCUAUUGCUUCAUAGACGAAACUACCUUUCUAGUCACCACGAACUCUGGAAAAGUACUCGUUGGAGCCCUAUUUUCCGGCGUCGAUUCGACUCAAUCUAGUCUUCUCUCCACCUCGACGUCUUUGGGCCAGCUGGAUGAUCUUUCGGGUUACUCUGUCUGCACGAGCGGUCCCCAGGCUGGCGUGGCGUUUGCUGCCGGAGCAAACGGUAGCAUCUACAUGUAUCGUAAAAGCGCCACAACAUUGACAAAGAUCCAUACCGUUGGCGGGAAAGUCGGACAAAUAUUUGCCGCUAAUGUGUCAGAUACUACUGAUCAGCAAACAACAGCUUUGCUUGUUACGUUGGUUGGACAAGGCGAAGCGCAAAUGCUGUACCUGGAUCCGACAUGCGACACGAACGUGUUGCGCGUCGUGAGUGUACCGAUAUCCGAUUCCUCGACUGGGAUUGCAAUCACGAGUAUGGCUCAUGUGGGGGCUGCUGGCCAAAACUUUGCUAUUCUUGGUUUCCGUCGCGGAUCAAUCGCAGUAUACGAAAUCUGCGACAGCGAAGAGGGGACAGGCCAGGCUACAUUGACCAAUGUUGUUGAAAACGCACACAAUGGCGAAACCGUUACUUCGAUUACAUGGGUCGCCUCGCCGAACAAAUCAACAGAAGGUCAAUUAUUCUCGGUUGGACGAGAUGGACGUCUGACUGUUCACCACAUCGACCUAUCCACCAGCUCAGUUGAACUCGUUCACGACCUUUCCCUGCCCUUUGGACCUAAUAUAGAAGGCCUUUACUUCCAAGAUAAUCGCCUCCUUGUACACGGUUUCUCAAGCAAGAGAUGGUACCUCUACGAUAUCACUGCCGAGGAGGAGAUCAUGAGCAUCGAUACAGGAGGCGCUCACAGGCGUUGGACAUUCCGUGCACAUUCAUCGUUGGGCGGUACUCUUGUAUGGACCAGAGCCUCCAGCAUGCAUAUUUCCAAUCAGAAAGGCUCUAACCAUACCGUGAUUCGCUCGGGAGGCCACGGUCGGGAGAUGAAAGCGAUUGCAGUUUCACCGAAAUCCAACCAUGGGUCUGAGAUUCCCCUCAUUGCUACUGGCGCCGAGGACACCGAUAUCAAGAUCUUCCAAUAUGUUGACGGAGAACUCACCUGUCGGAGGACACUUCGGAGGCAUACUACGGGUAUUCAGCACCUUCAGUGGUCCGAAAACGGAGAAUACCUUUGCAGUAGUGGCGGAUGUGAAGAGUUCUACAUAUGGCGGAUCCGGAAGUCACUGUCGUCUCCUCUCGAUAUUGGUGUAGUAUGCGAACACGUGUACAUGCCAGAGAGUGAGCAUGCGGAUUUGCGGAUCAUGUCUUUCGAUGUCGUCCUCAACGGAAGUGCACUUGUAAUCGCCAUGGUAUUUUCAGACUCGAGUAUCAAGGUAUACCGUUACGAUGCUGCCGCUGCUGUCAAAUGGCAGCCUCUUUUCAAGGGGCUGUAUUUUACGUCGUGCUUGUCACAAUGUAUCUUCCUUUCUGCAACGAGGAUUUUGACCGCUGGUACAGAUGGCCACGCGGUUAUAUGGCACCUACCACCAGCGACUGACUCAACGGUCGAAUUGACUUGGCAACAUCCAGCGAGGAUACAUCAGAACUCAUCAAAGGCGAUGAUAUCUCACUCUGUCAGCCCUGAUACUACUCUCAUUGUGUCCGGUGGGGAUGAUGGUAGUUUGGCAUUCAUCUUGGCACGACCUGCACCUGCACAUGCACCGACGUCGCCAGCCGCAUCGUACGCUUCACCGCCAACACUUCUAAAUCGCGCACACGCCUCUGCUGUCACCGCAUGCGCUAUAGUGACAAACCGAUCUCGCAUAUAUCUCAUCACAUCUGGGAACGACGAAUGGAUUAGACUCUGGGAAAUCGCGCUCCAGGAGGCUGGAUCGGAGCUCACCCCGGAAAGCGCGGAGGAGUCCAAGGAUGCAUUACAGAUACGGCGGCUGAGAAAAAUCAAGACAAACGUCGCAGAUGUGUCCAGCAUGGCUGUAUUAGAUGAGAGCAACGAUAUGGCACAUGCGAGAGUCCUAGUAUGUGGUGUAGGCAUGGAAGUCAUACGAGCAGACUGGGCUACGGAGGGGCUCGCGGAAGUCAACGAUUAG